AUGUCUAAACAUGAACCAAAAGAAGCUUUACCAUUAGAUUCAAAUCCCACCGUUGAUCCUUCAGAGAUCCAACCUAUUAUCAUAAAUCCUGAUGGUAGUGUCACAAGGAAUGUGAAAAUACCAAGCACUGAACCCACACAAGACCCAAACAACAUUGUUCUCACCAAAGAUGUCCUUCUAAACCCUAUUAACAAAACUUUCAUACGUUUGUUCCUACCUAGGAUAGCACUUCACACUUCUAAGAAACUCCCUCUAAUUGUUUACUAUCAUGGAGGUGGUUUUGUAUUCUUUAGCGCUUCUUCAACAAUCAACCAUGACUUUUGCGUCAAAUUAGCGGAAAAAAUUGGCGUCGUGGUUGCAUCAGUGGAUUACCGUCUUGCGCCAGAAUACCGCCUCCCUACCGCCUAUGAUGACGCGGUUGAGGCAUUACAUUGGUUGCAAACGACAAGUGAAAAAUGGGUGCUUCAAUUUUGUGAUGUGUCCAAUUGUUACCUUAUGGGAUCUAGUGCGGGAGGGAACAUCGCAUACCACGCAAGUUUACGUGUGGCUAAAACCAUUGAUGAAGUUGAUUUUGACCAAUUUAAGAUCAGAGGGUUGAUAUUGCACCAUCCAUUUUUUGGUGGGUCCAAAAGGACAAAUACAGAGUUGAGAUUCGAAAAUGAUCGAGCUUUGCCUCUUAAGGCGAGUGAUCUAAUGUGGGAGUUUUCAUUGCCCGAGGGUGUAGGUAGGGACCAUAAGUUUUGUAAUCCAAUGAUUGUUGAUGAAGAAGAUGGUGAAUGUUUUGAUAAAAUCAAACGGUUGGGAUUAAAGAUUCUUUUGACAGGUUGUGAUGGAGACCCCUUGAUUGAUCGUCAAGUUAAAUUUGUGGAGAUGUUGAGACACAAAGGGAUUGAAGUUGUGAGUUACUUUGGGAAAGGUUUUCAUGGGAUGGAACUAUUGGAACCAAAGGGAGAUGAACCAUUAUUUGAACAAAUAAAAUAUUUCAUAAAUAAUAGUAUCGCGUAA
Trifolium pratense (red clover) is the source of this 1005-nucleotide messenger RNA. RefSeq names its product carboxylesterase 1-like. Gene Ontology annotation, molecular function: hydrolase activity. Lineage: Eukaryota; Viridiplantae; Streptophyta; Magnoliopsida; Fabales; Fabaceae. The record is from RefSeq and is a predicted model, not a curated record. Bases 1 to 1005 code for a protein of 334 amino acids. The transcript has a single exon.